AUGGUACGUACUUACAAGAAAAAAACCAAAAGAGGAGAGUGGUCGACAGAUGCUAUGAAAACAGCUAUAGAUAAAGUUUUAAGCAAAGAGAUGGGAUAUAAAAAGGCUGCUUCUGCAUACACAGUGCCUCAGACUACUUUAGAGCGAUAUAUUAAAAAAAUGAAGAAAGGCGGUGAAGUUACUAUUGGUUUACCUUUAGGCCCGAAAAAAACUAUAUUUACACCUAAAGAAGAAGACGAAAUAGAAGCUUAUCUGAAAUAUAUGGAAGAGCGUCUUUUUGGACUAACAACUAUCGAACUGAGACGUCUAGCAUAUCAAUUAUCAGUUAAAAAUGGAAAAGCACAUAAUUUUAAUACUGACAAGAAAAUGGCAGGUGUUGAUUGGCUCAAAGGUUUUUUAAAACGUCAUCAAAAUUUGUCAAUUCGCAAACCUGAAGCCACGUCAGCAGCUAGAGCAAUGGGAUUCAACAAAGUGGCCGUAAUCACAACUGUAUCUUCAACGGCCACGAUAUCUUCUCAUACUGAAACUCUUGCAACAUUACCUGAAGCUACAACGACAUCUUCCACUCCACCUAGAACAGAGUUAAUCGCCGAAUGCUACGAAGCACUCACACCGACAGUGGUUAAAACACCCGUCCUCGAACCUGAACCUGGAUGUUCUUAUUCUCCUAAACCAGCCAUUCGUGCAGCGUGCCGCGAUUUAACGUCUAGCUUCGAAAAUGCAUCCCCUAGUGAUAUUUUGCCAAUUCCUUCUGUUCAACGAACUAAAAAUAGGAAACAAAACCGGCGAGGAAAAACAGCCAUAAUUACCUCAACUCCUUAUAAAAAUGAGCUAGAAAAUUUGAAAAAGCCGGGGAAAACAUCCAAUCCUAAUGAUCCUCGCCUCAAAAGGAAUGCUAAAAAUAAACAAAAGACUAAACAGUCAGACAAAACACAAAAAGUGCAAUGA
Molecule: messenger RNA, 948 nt
Organism: Parnassius apollo (apollo)
Lineage: Eukaryota; Metazoa; Arthropoda; Insecta; Lepidoptera; Papilionidae
Source: the annotation of a GenBank genome assembly